Molecule: messenger RNA, 5196 nt
Organism: Sarcophilus harrisii (Tasmanian devil)
Lineage: Eukaryota; Metazoa; Chordata; Mammalia; Dasyuromorphia; Dasyuridae
Gene: PAK6
Product: p21 (RAC1) activated kinase 6
Exons: 10
Coding region: 1712-3739 (675 amino acids)
Biological process (GO): intracellular signal transduction; protein phosphorylation; regulation of MAPK cascade
Cellular component (GO): cytoplasm
Molecular function (GO): protein serine/threonine kinase activity; ATP binding
Source: RefSeq, a predicted model, not a curated record
UGAUGGGUCCCCUACUUCCCUCUAUAUAUUGUAUAACUCUCUUCUCAGAAUAUAAGGUUCUAUCUCUGUCUCUCUUUUUCUCUCUCACUUUCUCACUUGUGUGUGUGUGUGUUCAACUCACCCAUUUUGGAUGGACCUGACUUGACUUGCCCAGAUCCUGGAAUUGUUUUAUUUUUUUAUCUUUGUAUCUUUUGUGGUUUGUCACACUCGGCCCAGUGGCAAUGAUUUGGUUUCUAUUCUCACAGGAAGAGUAAAAGGUAGAAAUCAGGUAGAAGUGCUCAUAGAAGAUGAAGGAGAUAGCAUAAUGUUUGAACAAGUAGACCCUAGUAAACUGGAAGGCUGGAUGGGCUAUGAGUGUGAUCUGUCAUAGCUUUCACUAACUCACUUACUCACUAGAUCAGCUCUCUUGGUGGAAAGUUGGGGACAUAGUCUCUGUAGGUCUGAGACAAAAUGCUGCUUUUCCUGGAAUAAGGAAGGGAGGCCCUAUAGCCGGAGAGACUGAUAUCUAUCUAAACUCCGUUGGUCCUGGCAUCCUAGUGGGAAUGUGUAUGUUUUUGAUAUCCUUGAUAAAUUCAUGUUAGUUCAUUCCUUCAUUCUAAGAUUUAGCCCUAGUUCCCAUCCUAUCCAUCUUGUCCAGGACAGAUAGUAGCAAGGAUCACUUUCUGCAUUAAUAAUGGAUGAGAGAGAAGAGGUAGUAAGCCAAUAAACCCAACUUGGCAUUCAUCAAACAACCAGAUUAAGGUGGGAAGAAAUUCCACACGUUCCACACUAAAUUCCAUCCUAAUUUUUGGUUCCAGACCAGGGACUUCCACUCCCUUCCCUGGGGGAGCACACCCCUUUGGAGAAUUUAGAAGAGGUACAGAAAGCACAGUACAUUCCUGGGGUGCUAGAACCUAGCAUCGGGUGCCAGAUUUUUAGUGUUCCAUCCCAUUUAGCUCAUGCGGCAGUUUCCAAGAGAUCUCCACGAGAGCCAGGAAUUCCAGGGAGAGGAGGAAUUGGAACUGAAUGGUUUGGGAAAUUGUUUUUCCAUCUUCACCAGGGCUACAGAUCUUUGCCGUCUGAUCAGCAAGACAUGUCCAAAUUUGAGAGAGCCCCCAGAUUCCAGUGGGAUAGGACAUGUCUAUGUCUCUCUGUCUUUCUGUCUCUCUCUCAUUUUCUGUGUGUGUGUAACUCACCCACUGCGGAUGGACCUGACUUGACUCACCCAGAUCCUGGGGAGAAGGAACCGAGCUGAGUCACGUGCCGUGCCUCUGCAAUGCAAAUUAAUGAGUUAAUUACCAUACAGUCAGCAAGGGGGCCGCUCCGCCGAGCCCAGCAGUUCUCUCUGCAAGGCCCGGUUCCUGCCCGGGAGAGCUGGGAUUGUUUCCAGCCUGAAAUGCCUCGCUGUCUAGGGUGACAGCGGAAGCCCCCGGCGGGAUUUCUCGCUGGCUACUGCGGAGCGAGGCCCGAGGACCGGGCGCCGGGGGAGAGAGCAGCCGGGUCUCGGAAGCAAGAUGAAAGCGCCUGGGCGGGGAUACCUCUCCCCCAAUGGCUGGUGGCAUCCAGCAAACAGCAGCACCUGGAUCUUUAUUUAUUGGGGGAUCACUGAAUAAGGUCCUAUGGUUAAGGACUCUUCCUUAUGGUUCCAAGAUCUUUGAAAGUUCUGUCCACAUUGGAGUAAAGAAAGCAAGGAAGAAAAGGAAAGAGGGGAAAAAAGCCAGUAAGUGACAUAAUGUUCCGAAAAAAGAAAAAGAAACGUCCAGAAAUCUCUGCUCCACAGAACUUCCAGCACCGUGUCCACACAUCCUUUGACCCCAAGGAAGGCAAGUUUGUGGGCCUCCCUCCACAAUGGCAGAACAUCCUGGAUACCCUGCGGAGACCCAAACCUGUGGUAGACCCUUCACGUAUCACCCGGGUCCAGCUCCAGCCCAUGAAGACGGUGGUCCGGGGCAGCACCAUUGAAGUGGAAGGCUACAUUUCUGGGCUGCUCAAUGAUAUUCAGAAGCUCUCUGUCAUCAGCUCCAACACCCUUCGGGGCCGGAGCCCCACCAGCAGAAGGAGAGCCCAGUCACUGGGGCUCUUGGGGGAUGAACGAUGGGGCCCAGACACAGACAUGUACCUUCAAAAUCCCCAGCCUCAGGGGGCUGACCCUUAUGGUAUCUACCUCAACUGCAAUGGGGGAACCAAAGCAGGCCGGAGAGAAAUGAUGUGGCCAGAAUACCAAGCUGAUCAGGCCCAGCCUAAUGGGCUGGUGAUGAAAACCCAAUCCCUGGGGCCCACAGAGUUCCAAGGAGCUGCUCAGCGAUGCUUACAGCUCACUUCUUGCCUGCCCAGUUCAUCCUUAGGGACCUCCCCUGCCCUGCCCUCAAGCAGAGGUGGCAAGGUUGGGAGGCAGAAUUCAGAGGACCGAAGACCCCAGUCUUGCCUGGUGGGCCCAGCUGGGGGCAGGCCCAGUGGGGAAGGCAGCCCCAGCCCCAAGACUCAAGAAAGCAGCUUGAAGAAUAAGCUUUUCCGUAGCAUGUUUAUUACUGAUGGCAACAGCAAGCCAGUCCCAGCUGCAAAGAGCAAGCCCAUUCCCCUCUUUCGAUCGACACAGAAAGACUCUCCCCCAAGCCUUCCGGCCAAGGCACAGUCUUUGAUCUCAGACCAGUCUGUGGGGGAUUUUAAUAACCUGAUCAUCUCUGAAACCAGCAGCCCCCAGAAGUCCCUACGGACAGUUCCAGCAGCGGUCCCGCCCCUUGGCCGCCCCUCCCCCGCCGGCUCCCCCCGAACCCGGCACCCUCAAACCAGCGCCAGCAACCUGCACCUCCCCCAGGACCCCGCCGCAGCCAAGGCCCUCGUGCCCACUGGGGAGGAGCCGGGCAUCGUGACCCAUGAGCAGUUCAAGGCAGCCCUAAGAAUGGUGGUGGACCAAGGAGACCCCCGGUUGCUGCUGGAGAGCUAUGUGAAGAUCGGGGAGGGCUCCACCGGCAUCGUCUGUCUGGCCCGGGAGAAGCACUCUGGGCGUCAGGUGGCCGUCAAGAUGAUGGACCUGAGGAAGCAGCAGCGCCGGGAGCUGCUCUUUAAUGAGGUGGUGAUCAUGAGGGAUUAUCAGCAUGUCAACGUGGUAGAGUUGUACAAGAGCUACCUGGUGGGUGAAGAGCUGUGGGUGCUGAUGGAGUUUCUGCAGGGGGGUGCCCUUACUGACAUCGUGUCUCAAGUCAGGUUGAACGAGGAACAGAUUGCCACUGUGAGUGAAUCAGUUUUGCAAGCCCUCGCUUACCUUCACUCUCAGGGGGUCAUCCAUCGAGACAUCAAGAGUGACUCCAUACUCCUGACCCUCGAUGGAAGGGUGAAACUCUCAGACUUUGGAUUCUGUGCCCAGAUCAGCAAAGAUGUUCCCAAAAGGAAGUCCCUAGUUGGCACUCCCUACUGGAUGGCACCAGAGGUGAUCUCAAGAUCUCCUUACACAACUGAGGUGGAUAUCUGGUCUCUGGGCAUUAUGGUGAUUGAGAUGGUGGAUGGGGAGCCCCCAUACUUCAGCGAUUCUCCAGUGCAAGCUAUGAAAAGGCUCCGGGACAGCCCCCCACCCAAACUGAAAAACUCUCACAAGGCCUCCCCAGUGCUUCGUGACUUCCUGGAGAGGAUGCUGAUUCGAGACCCCCUGGAUCGAGCUACUGCCCAGGAGCUGCUGGAUCAUCCCUUCCUACUGCAGACAGGGCUUCCCGAGUGUCUGGUGCCUCUGAUUCAGCUCUACCGAAAGCGCACCUCUACCUGCUGAGCCUACUAAAAGUGUCCGUCUGCCUCCUGGGGUUCUGCUGGCCUAGGGAUGCUGGAUAGAGGAAGCACCAGCAGCCUUCCAGGCAGGCUAGGAAUAGUGCCUGCAUCAUCUCAGUAUUUUCUCCAAAGACUGAAUGUGAAAUGAUCCCCCACCCCAAACAGGUCCCAUGUGCCAACUAGGACUUCUCCCCUUGGUUCCCCUCUCUCUCACCCAAGAGAGACGCUAGUUGCCUUUGGGAUUACUGAGACAACUCUAGGCAGGAUGACAUUUUGGGAAUUCUCCAAUACGCAUCCAAUUCUUUGUACAGAACUGUUUUCGAGGAACCCCGAAGACCAGAAUAGUCUUGUACAAGCCAAUUUUAACCCUUCAUGUGGGGAUUUAAGAGCAUUGCACCAAAACCAUGUGCUCUAAUCCACCAAACAUGAAUCCUAUGUGUCAAUGGGAGGAGCUCAGUUUUAUUACUCCCCUUUGUGCCCAACUUACUUGGGGAUAGAGGGUGAGGAAAGGCAUGGAUAUCCUACCUAAAUCUAUUUUCUGAUUCUGCAUACAUCCUCCCCUAUAACCUGGGUGCUGCUCUGGCUUUGGGCCAGACAAAGAAUUGACCUUCAGCUGAAAACAAGCUAUUUUCACUGGGAAACUUUGUCUCAGGAGAGGAUGUAUUCUGGGACAAAGGGAUGACUCCCUCUAAGAGUUAGAGGAAGUAUUCAGGGAGCUUUUGGCUCUGGUUAGAUCCCAAAGCCAGGAUCAAUAAUGUCAGCCCAUCCUCAUUCCCAAAUAAUUUAGUUCCUAAGGGACUUUUUCAUCUUUGCCUCCCAUCCUCUAAAUCCAAACUAGGUCCCUGGCACAUGUGUAUUUAAGUCUAGUGGAGAUCUUUUGGGAUCCUUUCAGAAGUUUGUCCUAUUUCUGGAAGACCCUCAGGCUUCAGAAGCCCAGAGCCAGAAAUAGGCAGAAAGCAAUGGUCAGGUAACUGGAACUUAGUUUUACCUGUGAAUUUCACAAAUGGAACCCUUUCCCCCACCCUAUCAGAUACUCAAAUCACCGUGGUUCAAGGCCUUCAAGGUCUCAUUUCCUCACCUCAAGAAGAUCAUCAUAGAGGUGAGAUUCUCAGCAUAAUUUAUUUUCAUCUGCUUCCUUAGGCACUUCUAUUCAAUUUAACAAAUACUAAUGCAGUACUUCUAUGCCUAGUUCACAGUACUAGGCUAGGAGCUCCCAACAUCAGAGCUGUUGAAGGCAGGGAUCUCUAAAAAACAGUUUUGUCAGAUUCCUUCCCCAACCAGAAGGGAUUUUCUAAUUCCAUUGUUUCCCCAAAACCUGCUUUUGAGCAAGAUGGCAAAGUUUGUUUGUUUGUUUUUUUUAAGGUCAGAAUUGGAAACUGAUCAUCCUUCCUAGAGAACUUUUUGUGAAUUGUUUGCACUUGUUUCCUGUUUUAAAUUAAAAUAGGUGUUCUUAAGUUCAAA